Molecule: messenger RNA, 1486 nt
Organism: Gracilinanus agilis (Agile Gracile Mouse Opossum)
Lineage: Eukaryota; Metazoa; Chordata; Mammalia; Didelphimorphia; Didelphidae
Gene: GPR39
Product: G protein-coupled receptor 39
Exons: 2
Coding region: 1-1377 (458 amino acids)
Biological process (GO): G protein-coupled receptor signaling pathway
Cellular component (GO): membrane
Molecular function (GO): G protein-coupled receptor activity
Source: RefSeq, a predicted model, not a curated record
AUGGCUGCCAAGAAAGAUUCAACCUAUGACUGUUCCCACGUGAUCGACCACAGCCACAUCCCGGAGUUUGAAGUGGCCACCUGGAUCAAGAUCACCCUCAUCCUUGUCUACUCUAUCAUCUUUGUGAUGGGUAUGCUCGGGAAUGGGGUCACCAUCCGUGUUACUCAAUUGCUUCAGAGGAAAGGCUACUUGCAGAAGGCGGUCUCAGACCAUAUGGUGAGCUUGGCUUGCUCUGACAUCUUGGUCUUCCUCAUAGGCAUGCCAAUGGAGUUCUACAGUAUCAUCUGGAACCCUCUGAGCACGACUAGCAAUAACUGGUCCUGCAAGGUGCACACUUUUCUCUUUGAGGCCUGCAGUUAUGCCACCCUCCUGCACGUGCUGACUCUCAGUUUCGAGCGCUAUGUGGCCAUCUGCCACCCCUUCAGGUACAAGGCAGUCUCGGGAUCCCUUCAGGUAAAGCUACUGAUCUGCUUUGUCUGGGUCACCUCCGCCGUGGUGGCGCUUCCUCUGAUUUUUGCUAUGGGCACCGAGUACCCUCUGGUGCAGGUGCCCAACUACCGUGGGGUCCUCUGCAAUCGUUCUCGGACACGACACCUUGAGCACCCUGAGACUUCCAACAUGUCCAUUUGCACCAGCCUCUCCAGCCGCUGGACGGUUUUCCAGUCCAGCAUCUUCAGUGCCUUCAUCAUCUACUUUGUGGUCCUGCUCUUGGUAGCCUUCAUGUGCCGAAAUAUGAUGCAAGUGCUAAUGAAAGGGAAGAAGGGCACCCUGGCAGUGAAAGGGCAGCAUCAGCUGAGGAAGACAGAGAGUAAUGAAAGCAAAGUAGCCAGGAAGCAGACCAUCAUCUUUCUAGGACUGAUUGUUGUGACUCUAGCAGUAUGCUGGAUGCCAAACCAGAUUCGAAGGCUCAUGGCUGCAGCAAAACCGAAGCAGGAUUGGACGCGCUCCUAUUUCAGGGCAUACAUGAUUCUCCUUCCCUUUGCCGAUACCUUCUUUUACCUCAGCUCCGUCAUCAACCCGCUCCUAUACAACAUCUCAUCAAGGCAGUUCCGCAAGGUUUUCCGACAAGUUCUCUGCUGUCACCUGACCCUGGAGCAUGCCAACAGAGAGAAACUGCUCAGGGCCCAUCUGAAUUCCACAACCAGCAGUGGCCGCUCUGCCCGCCCAUUGAUCUUCAUUUCAUCAUGGCACAAUGCCUCUGCAAGGAGAACUAACAAGGUUUGCUUAAGCACUUUUCAGAGUGAGACCAAGCCUGACUCUAGACCUCAGCAAUUGAGUCUUGAAUCACUAGAGCCCAACUCUGAAAGCAAACCACUGGAGGUUGUUCCUGAGCCCACUCUGGGUGCAGAGAACAACCUGAGAGAACAUGAAGUAUGAAUUCCAAAUAAGGCAGUCAUCAUUGAGUGACCCCACUCCCAUCCCCACGACCCCUCAAAACAAACAAAAGAAACCACUAAGGAAAGAAAGUCGGGAAAACAACAAAAUA